AUGGUUUUUCCUUGGGGCUUUAGAAGUAAUGUUAAAAUACAUCAAUCUAACAGUGAUAAAUCUAUCGAUUUGCCUUUAAGGAAUGGUGAAAAAACAAUCAAAUACGCAGAUUUUAUCAAAGACGAAUUGCCAAUUAUCGAUGAGAAAGAAAAAUUAUGGUUGAACCCACUUUUAUUUAAUGGAUUAUUACAAACAUUAUACUAUUCGUCCGCUAACUUAUCUCAUAAGUUCCAAGUAUAUUAUGGUAGGGAGAUUUUCACAUAUGAAGAUGGAGGUGUUUGUUCCAUUGAUCAUGUAAUCCCGCAACCAGAAAAUACUGAAGAAUUCAAGGCACUUCACGAUAAGACCUUACCAGAGGGAUGGCCAAAAUUGCAUCCUAGAUCUAGAUAUUUUUCCAAUGAAGAAUUAGAACAGGUUAAUAGCCCUAGUGAAGGUUCACAAUCUACGAAACCAAUUUGUGUUGUCUUGCAUGGUUUAGCAGGUGGUUCUCACGAACCAUUGAUUCGUAACUUAGCAGAAUACUUGAGUACUGGCAAGAAUGAAAAUAAAUGGGAUACUUUAGUUAUUAAUUCUAGAGGAUGUUGUCGUACUAAAAUCACCAACGGAAAAUUGUUUACUGCAUUAUCAACCGGUGAUAUUCACGAAGUUUUGGUUGAAUUAAAGAAAAGAAAUCCUAAUAGACCUAUUUACACCGUCGGGUUUUCAUUUGGAGCUGCUAUUUUGGCCAAUUACUUAGCUGAAAUAAAGGAUGAUACCAUGAUAACCGCUGCCUGUUUGGUCGGUUGUCCAUGGGAUUUGAUCGACAGUGCCUACCACAUUGAAAAAUCAUGGUCCGGUAGCUAUCUUUUUAAUCCUGCUUUAACCUCGUUUUUGAAUAAGUUGGUGAAGAAUAACUUUACUGAGUUAAACCACCAUAAUCCGGAAUUAUUCAAUGAAGAGAACUUAAAGAGAGGUAUGAAGCAAACUAAGACCUGGCAAUUUGACUCUGUGUACACCUGUCACACUAUUGGAUACAGCAAUCCUUUUGAAUAUUAUAGAGACGCUUCUCCAGUUAAUAGAAUCCUGAAGAUUCACACACCUACAUUAAUCUUGAACUCUACGGAUGACCCGGCCGUUGGUGUAAGAUUACCAUGGAUGGAAGUUGAAAAUAACCCUCACCUUUGUAUGGUGGAAACUGAUUUAGGUGGACAUUUAGGUUAUGUUCAAUCUUCUGGAAAAUUCUGGUGUGUCCAAUUAGUUGAAGAAUUCUUUGCUAAGUUUGAUGAAUUAAUCGCCUCCUAG
Messenger RNA from Debaryomyces hansenii CBS767, 1281 nucleotides. It is a transcript of the gene EHT1, whose product is annotated as medium-chain fatty acid ethyl ester synthase/esterase. The coding region runs from base 1 to 1281 and encodes 426 amino acids. Gene Ontology annotation, molecular function: monoacylglycerol lipase activity; acetylesterase activity. NCBI's taxonomy places the organism in Eukaryota, Fungi, Ascomycota, Pichiomycetes, Serinales, Debaryomycetaceae. The record is from RefSeq and is a predicted model, not a curated record. Gene Ontology annotation, biological process: medium-chain fatty acid catabolic process; medium-chain fatty acid biosynthetic process. The transcript has a single exon.